Messenger RNA from Ictalurus punctatus (channel catfish), 1443 nucleotides. It is a transcript of the gene mpst, whose product is annotated as mercaptopyruvate sulfurtransferase. Lineage: Eukaryota; Metazoa; Chordata; Actinopteri; Siluriformes; Ictaluridae. Gene Ontology annotation, cellular component: mitochondrion. Gene Ontology annotation, molecular function: thiosulfate-cyanide sulfurtransferase activity. The record is from RefSeq and is a predicted model, not a curated record. Gene Ontology annotation, biological process: transsulfuration. The transcript is spliced from 2 exons. The coding region runs from base 18 to 905 and encodes 295 amino acids.
GUCGAUGAGCGGGUGUCAUGGCCGGUCAGGUGAAGACUCUGGUCGGUGCUAAAUGGUUAGCCGAAGCGCUGAAAAACAAGCGCGUGGGACCAAGUUUGCGGGUUCUGGACGCCUCGUGGUACUUACCGAAACUAAAACGGGAUGCGCGUGAGGAGUUCGCGCAGCGUCACAUCCCGGGCGCGUCGUUCUUCGACAUAGACGAGUGCUGCGACAGGUCGUCCCCGUAUGAUCACAUGCUGCCCGGGGAGGACGAGUUCGCCGACUACGUGGGAAAUCUGGGCGUCGGGAACGACACGCACGUGGUCGUGUACGACUGCAGCGACUUCGGCUCGUUCGCGGCGCCGCGCGUGUGGUGGAUGUUCCGCUUCUUCGGUCACCGGUCCGUGUCGGUGCUGAACGGCGGGAUGAAGAACUGGCUGCACGAGGGCCGCCCGGUCACAGACCUGCUCUCCGCACCGGAGCGCGCGCAGUUCAGGGCCGAGAGGAACGCGGCGUGGGUGAAAACGUACGAAGACGUCCUGCAGAACCUCACCAACCGGAAGUUCCAGCUGGUAGACGCGAGAGUGGAAGGACGCUUCCGGGGGCUCGAGCCUGAACCGCGAGAAGGCACGGAACCCGGUCACAUCCCGGGCAGCAUCAACAUGCCCUUCCCUUCUUUCAUGGAUUCUUCAGGACUGGAGCGUCCGGUGGAGGAGCUAAAGGAGAUGUUCCGAAAUGCAAGCGUCGACCUUCAGAAGCCCUUCUGGGUGACGUGUGGGUCGGGGGUCACGGCCUGCCACAUCGUGCUCGCAGCACACCUGUGUGGACACCCGGACGUGUACCUGUACGAUGGCUCGUGGUCCGAGUGGUUCUCCAGGGCGGCGCCGGAGCACGUCAUCUCUGAAGGGAAAGGAAAAAAGCAGUGAGAGACAAAACAAUGAAUAUUUCAGGUUGGGUUUUAGAUCAGAAAGGUGGAGCACAGAUGUGAAAAUGCACUCUAAAAUGUUCUAAUCAGUGCCUUAUGUAUUGCUUUCACCUAAUUAGCUAUUGGACCAUGUUUAUAAUCCACAGUAAUGACAGGAAGUGAACGCUUGUAUAGAAGAACAUAAAUGGUUAAACUUAGCAUUACAGAUUGUAAACGUGUGCACUACAUUUAUGUCCUUCUGUAAAAUCCAGUAAUAUACUGAAUGUAAUUAAAACGCUUAAGGACCCCCGUAUUUCACAAACUGAGUUCACUACAUACUGAAUGGUUUAAAAUACUACACCUGAGUAAACUGUAGCUUUGCUAAUGUGCUAAGAAUCUUCUGUUGUUAAAUUUGACUUUAAACAACAAGACAAAACCAUUUUCUUAGUAUCAUUUGUAUAAUACUAGCAGCAAUAAUAAUAAUAAUAAUAACUUUAAUUUGGUAACACAAACCUGUUCUUUUCCUGUGUUCAAGCAAAUAAAGAGAAAAAUUAUACAUA